Topomyia yanbarensis is the source of this 1887-nucleotide messenger RNA. RefSeq lists its product as uncharacterized. The record is from RefSeq and is a predicted model, not a curated record. The transcript has a single exon. NCBI's taxonomy places the organism in Eukaryota, Metazoa, Arthropoda, Insecta, Diptera, Culicidae. The coding region runs from base 1 to 1887 and encodes 628 amino acids.
AUGUUCUUCGUGAAAUCCUUUGGUCGGCAAUACGGCUACAGACUGGAGCUGACUCUACGGAACUAUAUGAAGUUGCAGCUUAAAUUAGCUCGACUGAGAAACCGGAAACUAUUUCUACUCAACUGUCGCAGGACUAAAAUAGUUCCAAACGGCUUCGAUUUUCGUCUAGACUUGGAAAUCGAAAAUGAACAAUCUAUGCAGAAAGCUGAAAAAAUCACCAAAAAAUUCAAACAAAGCUUACUCAGUCUGCUCAUCUCAGACUGCCUCCGCUCCGUAAGUAAAUUGAAAAAAGCAGCAGCAGCACAGUUAAAUCACAUCGCUGAGUGUGUGUCGUGUGAAGAUUUUGAGUAUAUAAAGAAUGCAGUGAAAAGGAAAGAAGAAUCUGUUUUCGGACGAAGCAAGUCAAAACAGACGAGAAAACUGGAGAUUUUAAAAACGAAUAAAAUACAGCAAUUGUGUCACAAGAGCCCCUGGGUUACUAAUCAUACGGACGUUGAGUUACCCGAUUUUCUCAUGCGCACACUGCAGCUAGGUGGUGGGUUUAAUGUGCCAGAUUUAAAGCAUCCACCGUACGUACGUUUGCUAUCUGAAAUCGAAAGUUGCAUUCACUGGGAUCCCCAAGCCGAUACAAUCAGAAAUGAAGUAUCCAAUGCCAUUAUCAAUCACAUCAACUACCUGAAGCAACCUUUUCAUAGUGAUAACGAAUGGAUAAGGAAAGAUGUGAUAAAAAGUAGCAAAUAUCUAGCGGAGAGGAAUGACUUGAUUGUUACGAAAGCGGAUAAAGGCAAAUUGACGGUUGUAAUGAAUAAGGCUGAAUAUGAAUCGAAGAUGCUUACGUUAGUGAAUGACACGGAGACCUACGAAGAGAUUAGGAAUGACCCCACGUCGUCCACACUGAAAAAGAUCAAUGCUAUGUUUGACCAAUGGAGCCAAGAGGAAUGGAUAGAUAAAUGCACAAAACUGAAACUAAAGGUUUAUAAUUGUAACCCGCCACGAGUGUACGGGCUGCCGAAAACGCACAAAGAAGGGAUGCCGUUACGAUUAAUCAACUCUACGAUUGAAACAGCAACAUACAAUGCAGCGAAGUUUUUGUCAUCCAUUCUAAAUGGAAUUGUUGGUAAAACGGAUCACCAUAUAGUGAAUAGCUUUGAAUUUGUCGGCGAUAUUCGACAGCACAUUGUAACCAAUGAGUGUGCGUGGUUUUCGUUGGAUGUUGUUUCACUAUUCACUAAUGUGCCUGUGGAUUACGCAAUAGAAAGUGUACGACUACGAUGGGGCGAAUUGGAGGAGCACACCAAGAUUCCUGAGAGCAGCUUCAUUGCAAUGCUUGAGUUGGUGUUGACAUCAACUUUUUUCAUGCAUCAAGGUCGUUUCUUCAAGCAGAAAUUUGGGUUACCAAUGGGAUCUCCCUUAUCGCCAGUUGUAGCAAACAUAGUGUUGGAGAGGGUUGAGAGAAGUGCGCUGGAACAGUUGCAUCAAGAAGGCAUUGUACCAAUUUUCUUCAGGCGGUACGUUGACGACUGUUUAUCGAGUGUGCGAAGAGAACAAGUGGAGCGCAUGCUGGAGGUGUUUAACAGUUUCCACCCACGACUGCAGUUCACCAUAGAACUUGAGGAGGAUGGUCAAAUACGGUUUUUGGAUACAAUAGUGCGGAGGGAGGAGGACCAUCUCACCACGGAAUGGACUCCGAAGGAUUCAGAAGGCAGAUAUUUAGACUAUAAUUCCUCGAGUCCAUUUAACCAUAAGAAAAAUUCAGCAAUAGCAUUAGUUGAUAGGGUAUUGAAACUAAGUGAAGUAUAUUAUCGUUCAAAUGCUCUGGAAGUUGUGAAACAAAUACUCACUAAUAAUAAUUAUCCAGGUUCAUUAUGCAACAAGAUUAUUAACUAA